Prorocentrum cordatum is the source of this 822-nucleotide messenger RNA. The record is from the annotation of a GenBank genome assembly. NCBI's taxonomy places the organism in Eukaryota, Dinophyceae, Prorocentrales, Prorocentraceae.
AUGCCUCCCAGCGGGUCUACCUCACUGGACAUGAAGCUGUGCGAGGUGCAGUCUGUAGAGCUCAAGGCUGAUGCGCCAGACUACAUCAUGAAGCCACCAGGCCCCGCGGUGCCCUUCUUGAUGCUGCUGUACGGCUCCUUCGGGUUCUCGGCCCACGUGGUGGCGCGCUUCGAGCUGCAGCGCACCACCCACCGCUGGUCGAACUUCUUGGUGUACACCCGCGUGGCCGCGUCGCUGCUCCUCGGACUCGGCCGGCCACCGCGCCAGCUGCUCCGCAAUCUGGAGGGCCUCACCGCGGAUAUCGUGCCGGAGCGGGGGAAGCCGGGCCCCUACCUGCCGCCGCGGCCGUCCGUCGAGAGCCAGCGCUACCUCGAGGUGGGGUUCCUCAACCUCUGGUCUACGCGCGGGGGCCUCGUGCGCGGCGUGGAGCGCGCCGGCUGCGCCAGCCGCUGGUGCUGCCGCGGCACCCCGGGCGGGCCCGGGAGGCGGCGAGCGGCGGACUUCGGCGACGGGGUGGCGGACUUCUACAGGGAGCGCGGCCUGCGCACCUGGGCGAAGACGGGCACCCGCCUGCAGACCGACCGGGCCUCGCGCGGCACCUUCCGCUUCGACGCCCCCGGAGGCGUGGCCACCCGUUCGCAUCAGGUUGCCAGCCUCGUCCUGGUAGCUGGCCUCGGUGGCAGCCAGGGCGUCUUCCUCCAGUUCGAUGGCGAGGGCCGCUUCGCGUUCCACCCGGGCGGCAAGGCCGGAGCCCUCCCCCUCCGCCUCUUCGGGCGCCCAGCAGUAGGCGCAGCCGACCGCUUGCACGCGCUUGCGAUGUGA